UUACCAUUUACUUAUCAUCAUCAUCAUCAUCAUCAUCAUCAUCAUCAUCAUCAUCAUCAUCAUCAUCAUCAUCAUCAUCAUCAUCAUCAUCAUCAUCAUCAUCAUCAUCAUCAUCAUCAUCAUCAUCAUCAUCAUCAUCAUCAUCAUCAUCAUCAUCAUCAUCAUCAUCAUCAUCAUCAUCAUCAUCAUCAUCAUCAUCAUCAUCAUCAUCAUCAUCAUCAUCAUCAUCAUCAUCAUCAUCGUCAAUCUUUCGAUAA
This is a messenger RNA of Schistosoma rodhaini, 257 nucleotides long. The record is from the annotation of a GenBank genome assembly. NCBI's taxonomy places the organism in Eukaryota, Metazoa, Platyhelminthes, Trematoda, Strigeidida, Schistosomatidae.